AUGGGAUCGCUUUUGCGACAGUCGUACGAUCUCGCAGUGCAGGCAGGACUGCGUACGAUGGAGGCGAACGUGAUCCCCGACCGCGCUCUGCGACCAGCUUGCCGUUACCUCAUGUCGCAGCGUAUCGCCAUGUCGCGAAAGGAGACCGUGGAGGAACAGCUUCAGGACCUGGUCGAAUUCGCAGAGUCUCUCAAGUCAAUGCCCAUCGCUCUCAGCACGGCAGCAGCCAACGAGCAGCACUACGAGGUCCCCACGGAGCUCUUCCAGCUGUGCCUGGGGAAGCGACUCAAGUACAGCUGUUGCUACUUCCCCACGGCAAAGACCACCCUAGACGAGGCAGAGGAGCUGAUGCUGGCAAUGUACUGCGAGAGGGCGCAGCUUGUAGACGGGCAGGACGUGCUGGAGCUGGGGUGCGGGUGGGGCAGCCUGUCGCUGUACAUGGGGGAGAAGUACCCCACCAGCCGCAUCGUGGGGGUUUCAAACUCGAGCACACAGCGAGCGUACAUUGAAGGCCAGUGCAAAAAGCGGGGCAUCAAUAAUGUGCGCAUCAUCACAGCCGACAUGAACACGUUCCAAGCAGAGGGGACGUUUGACCGAGUGAUCUCUGUUGAGAUGUUUGAGCAUAUGAAGAACUACCAGCUGCUGCUGAAGAAGGUGGCUUCCUGGAUGAAGCCAGAGGCGCUGCUCUUCAUUCACAUCUUCACGCACAAGGACUUUGCAUACCACUUCGAGGAUGCGGGACCAGAUGACUGGAUGACGCGGUACUUCUUCACGGGCGGCACCAUGCCGGCUGACAAGCUGCUGCUGUACUUCCAGGACGACCUCAGCAUCGCCAACCACUGGUGCUUGAACGGCACGCACUACCAACGGACCAGUGAGGCGUGGUUACGUAACUUUGACGCCAACAUUGUGAAGCUCCGGCCGAUCCUAGCGGAGACGUACGGCAAGGAGGCAGCGACCAAGUGGACGGUGUACUGGCGCACAUUCUUCAUUGCCGUGGCUGAGCUCUUCGGCUACUCCAAGGGGCAAGAGUGGGUCGUUUCACAUUACCUCUUCCGGAAAAAGCAGGCAUAA
Messenger RNA from Closterium sp. Naga37s-1, 1074 nucleotides. Lineage: Eukaryota; Viridiplantae; Streptophyta; Zygnematophyceae; Desmidiales; Closteriaceae. The record is from the annotation of a GenBank genome assembly.